AUGAAAUACCAAGCCACCGACGUUACCAGUCUUGUGGUCCUCAUCACCUGGGCUUGUGUCAAUGUCCCAACCUAUAUCAACCCUCGGUUCAUCUACAUCCUACCGUCUCAGCCCGUGGUCACAACCUUGUUCACCACCGCUGGCCUCACAUUCUGUCCCGGCCUCUUCGACGUCCUACAAGCCACUUCUCCACCACCAGUACUCUGGUUCAAGUCCAUCGAUCCAUACAUCCCUAAGCAUGUCUGGGGUGUGUAUGUCUUGGUCCUGGAAAAGCCUGGUCACCGUACUCUGAUCUACGUUGGAUCGGGAACAGGGGCUGAGAGAGGUGAGGCGCUGAGGGCUGGCUACAAGAUUGUACACACGGCAUUGCUCGCCCAAUGCCCCAAACCUGCUGCGGGAGACAUACCCAGACUCCGUACUCUCGUCAUUGCCGUGGAGGCUGCUUUCGCCUGCGCCUUUUGGGCCAUGAAGUCUACCGAGAAGGACUACAGCUACGGAGAUUUCUGUCCGUGGCCUCGACAAUCUUUUCAAUAUGGUGGCCUAUGUUCACACAAUGCUCUCCUAGAAGGCGUCGGUGGGAAUGAAAAGGACCUGGAUUUCACCCCUGAAGAACUUGAGGAAAUCGACGCGGCCGUUAAGGAGAAGAACCGACUCUACCAGAACGACUAUGGACGGGAACUACGUGCCAAUCCCACUGAGGCAUACAAGGCUCGACAGAAAGUCAACAAUGAGAAACAGAAGCCCGGGACCAAAGCCAGACAGAUGACUGCUGUGGAGACCAAACAGUAUCACUGUAAUGUCUGCAAUGUCUCCUGCCGGGAUGCUGCCUCUCUCAAACGCCACAAUAUGACCCCUCGUCAUCUCAGGAAGGUCAAAAUGGGAGAUUCAGACUUCAUUUGUGAUGAUCUUAGUUCCAAUGCUCGAGCCCUGCGCCGUCUCCGCACCGCCUGUGAGCGCGCCAAGCGCACUCUGUCCUCAUCGGCUCAAACCUCCAUUGAGAUCGAUUCCCUCUACGAAGGUAUCGACUUCUACACCUCAAUCACCCGAGCCCGAUUCGAAGAGCUUUGCCAGGACCUUUUCCGAUCCACCAUGGAGCCAGUCGAGCGCGUCCUACGUGAUUCCAAGAUUGACAAGUCAUCUGUCCACGAGAUCGUCUUGGUUGGUGGCUCCACUCGUAUCCCCAGAAUCCAGAAGCUUGUUUCCGACUUCUUCAACGGCAAGGAGCCCAACAAGUCGAUCAACCCCGACGAGGCUGUCGCCUACGGUGCUGCAGUCCAAGCCGCCAUCUUGUCCGGUGAUACCUCAUCCAAGUCUACCAACGAGAUCUUGCUCUUGGAUGUUGCCCCAUUGUCGCUCGGUAUUGAGACUGCCGGUGGUGUCAUGACUCCUCUGAUCAAGCGCAACACCACCAUCCCCACCAAGAAGUCCGAGACCUUCUCUACGUUCUCCGAUAACCAACCUGGUGUGCUCAUUCAGGUCUACGAGGGUGAGCGUGCUCGCACCAAGGACAACAACCUGCUCGGCAAGUUCGAACUUUCCGGCAUUCCUCCUGCCCCCCGUGGUGUUCCACAGAUCGAGGUUACUUUCGACAUGGAUGCCAACGGUAUCAUGAACGUCUCCGCCGUCGAGAAGGGAACCGGCAAGUCCAACAAGAUUGUCAUCACCAACGACAAGGGUCGUCUUUCCAAGGAAGAGAUCGAGCGCAUGCUCAGCGAGGCCGAGAAGUACAAGGCUGAGGAUGAAGCUGAGGCCGCCCGUAUCGCUGCCAAGAACGGCUUGGAGUCAUACGCCUACUCUCUCAAGAACACUUUGGCCGACUCCAAGGUUGACGAGAAACUCGAUGCCUCUGACAAGGAGAAGCUCAAGUCUGAAAUCGACAAGAUCAUCUCCUGGCUCGACGAGAACCAGACUGCCACCAAGGAAGAGUACGAGUCUCAACAGAAGGAGCUUGAAGGCGUUGCCAACCCCAUUAUGAUGAAAUUCUACGGUGCUGGUGGUGAAGGUGGCAUGCCCGGUGGAAUGCCCGGCGGUGGUAUGCCUGGCGGACCUGGUGGCUUCCCUGGCGCUGGUGGUGCUAGCCACGGCGAUGAUGGUCCAACUGUCGAAGAGGUUGACUAA
Molecule: messenger RNA, 2118 nt
Organism: Fonsecaea nubica
Lineage: Eukaryota; Fungi; Ascomycota; Eurotiomycetes; Chaetothyriales; Herpotrichiellaceae
Product: hsp72-like protein
Exons: 3
Coding region: 1-2118 (705 amino acids)
Biological process (GO): protein refolding; vesicle-mediated transport; cellular response to unfolded protein
Cellular component (GO): nucleus; cytosol; plasma membrane
Molecular function (GO): ATP hydrolysis activity; zinc ion binding; ATP-dependent protein folding chaperone
Source: RefSeq, a predicted model, not a curated record